AAAUGCAAACACAAGGCCUACGCCGCGGAUCGGUACUCGACUACGAACAGUCGCUGAUAUUUGGCCAGUAUCGGGAAAAGUUGGCCACAUUUGCGGCCAUACAGUCGCAAAAGUCAAACAGAUUGCGCGAAGAACGGCAGAAAACUGGCGGCGACCUAACCAAACACUAUCGGGUCAAACAUAAGUCCAGACUGGCCCAGAGUCUCAUCAACCGUGGCCUAUGGAUACUACAGUUGGGCGGCGAUUGGAUACUAUUGGCCGUAGUGGCCAUUAUUGUGGCCUCAUUGAGCUUUUUCAUGGAUAUUGUUAUACACGCCUGUUUUGAUUUACGUAAAUGGCUGAUCAAAAAUAUUAGCGACCUAUUCAUCAAUCAGUACCUGAUUUGGAUAGCUUUCAUAAUGGUUUUGGCAAUGAUAUCGACACUACUGGUCCGUUAUGUGUCCCCACAGGCGGCCGGCAGCGGUGUCGGCGAAAUGAAGGUUGUCUUAAGAGGAGUCGUAUUAAAAGAAUAUCUAUCAUUUAAGACAUUGACCGCAAAAGUUAUUGGACUACCAUUUGUAUUGGGCAGUGGUAUACCACUUGGUAAGGAAGGGCCGUUUGUCCACAUUUCGGCAAUGCUUGUCAACCAAUUGGUCAAAUUGUUUGGUCCGAUUCGUAGCCAAAAUGAAUACGAGUCCCGAUUUCUUGAUUUGAUUGCAGUGGCGUGUGCUGUAGGUGUGGCCACCACUUUUGCAUCGCCAGUCGGCGGUGUCUUAUACAGCAUAGAGAUAGUGUCGGUAUUUUUUUCGGUCCGAUCCUAUUGGAUGGGAUUUUUUGCUGCAACCAUAGGUGCCCUAUUCUGGCGCCUACUAACUGUUUGGUUUCAAUUUGAGGACAACAUUACCCAUAUAUUUAAGACUAACUUCCGGAGGGAUCAUCCGUACGAAACCCUGGAACUACUGUCGUUUGCACUGUUGGGUGUCCUGUCGGGUAUCAGUGGCUACCUGUUUGUUACCUUACAGCGCUCGAUCGUACUGUUCAAUAGGAAACGUAGCCGAUUUCAUGCCCUAUUGCAAAACUAUCCGCUGGUCUAUCCCGUACUGGUUAUACUGAUUGUAGGCUUGCUAUCAUUUCCGCCCGGUUUUGGCCAAUAUUACGGGUCGUGGAUGUCGGCCGAACAGGCAAUGCACGAACUGUUCAACAAUGAAACCUGGGGUCUGAUUGCCGACCAGAUAGAUACCGAUCCCAUUAUCGACAACUGGCGUACACCGUCUACAUCCAUAUAUGUCAAUACAUUCUUGUUUUUUGUUAUGAAUAUGCUAUUGAUAGCCCUGUGCUCGACACUGCCAGUACCUGCUGGGCUAAUAGUUCCCAGUUUUAAGAUCGGUGCCGGACUUGGAAGAUUUUAUGGCGAAUGGAUGGCCUAUCUGUUCCCUAAUGGUAUGAAUCCCUACAACAAUAGGACUGAUAUAACCAUAAUUCCGGGCGCCUAUGCUGUGGCCGGUUCGGCAGCUUUUGCCGGCGCUAAUACCGGUGCCAUAUCAUCGGCGGUAAUCAUAUUCGAGGUAACUGGCCAGAUGACUCAUUUGCUACCUGUGCUGGUAGCCGUAAUCGUUGCCACACUGGUAGCCCAGCGACUGGGGCCGUCCAUCUACGACAGUCUGAUUAAGCUGAAAAAACUACCCUAUUUACCGCCGAUAAUGUCCAGUCCAUUGAAAUCUCAUCGGAUAUUUGUCGAAGAUUUUAUGGUUGUCGAUAUGCACUAUAUAUGGGACGGCUGUUCCUAUAGAUAUCUGAGACAUUUGCUGAACUCGAAGAAACAUCUGAGUGUCUAUCCGUUUGUCAAAUCUCCCGAAUCGAUGAUAUUGUUGGGAACUGUUGAACGACUAGAAUUGGAAUCACUAUUGGAUCGGCAUUUAAGCAAAGAUCAGAUGAUCGAAGAUCUGAAGAAAACUAGUAGUAAAAGUAGUUUAAAUAAUAAUAAUCAUAAUAAGAGGCCAUCGCCUACCUGUCCAAUACAUGGUAGUGGUAGUGGUGGUGUCGGUGGUGGUGUUGGUGUCGGUGGUGGACCCCAUCAAAGGUUUCAAGUGGAGACCAUACCCGAGGAUCAGAUUUUCGAGAUAACAUCAGUAGGAAAACAUGUUUGGGAGGAAAAUCAAUUGGAUAAAACGGUAGAUUUUACUACCUGUCCCAUUGAGCCGGCACCAUUUCAAUUGGUCGAGGGCACAUCAUUGAUGAAGGCACACAAUCUAUUCUCAUUACUUGGCCUUCAAUUGGCAUUUGUGACGGUUUUGGGACGACUUAUAGGUGUUGUGGCCCUCAAAGAGAUCCGUACAGCCAUUGAACAAAUGCAUUCGGGAGAUCUGCCCCGAAAACGGACCAAUUCCUCGACCACAUCAUCGCCGCCGCCGCCAGAAAAUCAACCAUUAAAUGAAUGACAAUCAGAUGAAAUUGAAGACAACAACAAAAAAAAUUAUUAAUUA
This is a messenger RNA of Oppia nitens, 2462 nucleotides long. RefSeq names its product chloride channel protein 2-like. Gene Ontology annotation, cellular component: membrane. The record is from RefSeq and is a predicted model, not a curated record. The transcript has 13 exons. NCBI's taxonomy places the organism in Eukaryota, Metazoa, Arthropoda, Arachnida, Sarcoptiformes, Oppiidae. Gene Ontology annotation, molecular function: voltage-gated chloride channel activity. The coding region runs from base 3 to 2417 and encodes 804 amino acids. Gene Ontology annotation, biological process: transmembrane transport; chloride transport.